AUGACAUCGGGACGAUCGAAGAAAGAGCGUUUGAAAUCGCAGAAGGAGCAGGCAAACGUCUACGUCCGUGGUGAAAAGCUCCGCAGCACACAGAAAGUGUGCUACACUGAGGAAGAGGAGCCCAGAGAUGAAGAUUAUCUCUAUUGUGACGAGUGCCAGUCCUUCUUCACUGAUGAAUGCCUGGUCCACGGCCCCCCUUCGUUCAUUUCGGACUCUCCAGCGCCCGCAGGGGCCCCCGACAGGGCCCGGCUUACCCUGCCCCCCGGUCUGGAGGUCAGAGUCUCCAGCAUCCCUGGAGCAGGCCUGGGGGUGUUCGCCAAGGGACAGACAGUGCCCAGGGGAGUGCACUAUGGACCCUACGAGGGAGAGCUGACUGAGGAAGACGUAGCCAUGGAGAGUGGCUACUCCUGGAUGGAGCAGAAUCUUGUGGCUUUCCAGUACAGAGGGUCUAUUCUGUAUCGCUGCUUUAACCCCAUUCACCCAGGGCAGGAGCUGCUGGUGUGGUAUGGGGACGACUAUGCCAAAGACCUGGGUAUCACCUUCGACUACCUAUGGAGCAACAAGUGCUCUUCUAAAGGGAGCGAGGAUAUUCCUUCUCAGUUCUUCCCCUGUACUCAGUGUUCGCUCUCCUACACAGCAAAGAUCUACCUGCAUAAGCACAUCAAGCACUCUCACCAUGAGGAAUAUUUGAGACUGCUCAGAGCACGAUCAGUCACACCAGAGAGUCUCCAGCCUUCCACCAGCUCCCACAGGCACUGUGCACCCUCUCAGACUGUCCCAGAUACAGUCAGACUCCUCAGCCCAAAACAGGUGGACACCAGCAGCAAGAGAGCGCAUGCAUGCGCUCACACAGGGGAGAGGCCGUACCACUGCGCCCAGUGUGGGAAGAGUUUCAGUCGGGAAGGAACCCUUAAACUACACCAGCGAACUCACACAGGGGAGAGGCCGUACCACUGCGCCCAGUGUGGGAAGAGUUUCAGUCAAGGGCCAGACCUUAAACUACACCAGCGAACUCACACAGGGGAGAGGCCGUACCACUGCGCCCAGUGUGGGAAGAGUUUCAGCCGAGGGGCACACCUUAAACGACACCAGCGAACUCACACAGGGGAGAGGCCGUACCACUGCGCCCAGUGUGGGAAGAGUUUCAGUGAGAAGGGAACCCUUAAACUACACCAGCGAACUCACACAGGGGAGAGGCCGUACCACUGCGCCCAGUGUGGGAAGAGUUUCAGUGAGAAGGGAACCCUUAAACUACACCAGCGAACUCACACAGGGGAGAGGCCGUACCACUGCGCCCAGUGUGGGAAGAGUUUCAGCCAAGGGGCACACCUUAAACUACACCAGCGAACUCACACAGGGGAGAGGCCGUACCACUGCGCCCAGUGUGGGAAGAGUUUCAGUGAGAAGGGAACCCUUAAACUACACCAGCGAACUCACACAGGGGAGAGGCCGUACCACUGCGCCCAGUGUGGGAAGAGUUUCAGUCGGGAAGGAACCCUUAAACUACACCAGCGAACUCACACAGGGGAGAGGCCGUACCACUGCGCCCAGUGUGGGAAGAGUUUCAGUCGGGAAGGAACCCUUAAACUACACCAGCGAACUCACACAGGGGAGAGGCCGUACCACUGCGCCCAGUGUGGGAAGAGUUUCAGUCACGGGUCACACCUGAAAUGACACCAGUGAACUCACACAGGGGAGAGGCCGUACCACUGCGCCCAGUGUGGGAAGAGUUUCAGUCGGGAAGGAACCCUUAAACGACACCAGCGAACUCACACAGGGGAGAGGCCGUACCACUGCGCCCAGUGUGGGAAGAGUUUCAGUCGGGAGGGAACCCUUAAACAACACAAGCAAACUUACAUGCUCAAGGGCAUAUGGUAA
This is a messenger RNA of Conger conger (European conger), 1878 nucleotides long. Its product is annotated as histone-lysine N-methyltransferase PRDM9-like. Gene Ontology annotation, biological process: regulation of transcription by RNA polymerase II; central nervous system development. Gene Ontology annotation, cellular component: nucleus. The record is from RefSeq and is a predicted model, not a curated record. Gene Ontology annotation, molecular function: protein binding; RNA polymerase II cis-regulatory region sequence-specific DNA binding; DNA-binding transcription factor activity, RNA polymerase II-specific. The transcript is spliced from 6 exons. Lineage: Eukaryota; Metazoa; Chordata; Actinopteri; Anguilliformes; Congridae.